AUGCGCGCGCGUGGACCAAGGCGCGCGCGUGGACCAAGGCGCGCGCGUGGACCAAUGCGCGCGCGUGGACCAAGGCGCGCGCGUGGACAGGCGCGCGCGUGGACCAAGGCGCGCGCGUGGACCAAGGAGCGCGUGGACCAAGGCGCGCGCGUGGACCAAGGCGCGCGCGUGGACCAAGGCGCGCGCGUGGACCAAGGCGCGCGCGUGGACCAAGGCGCGCGCGUGGACCAAGCGCGCGCGUGGACCAAGGCGCGCGCGUGGACCAAGGCGCGCGCGUGGACCAAGGCGCGCGCGUGGACCAAGGCGCGCGCGUGGACCAAGGCGCGCGCGUGGACCAAGGCGCGCGCGUGGACCAAGGCGCGCGCGUGGACCAAGGCGCGCGCGUGGACCAUUGCGCGCGCGUGGACCAAGGCGCGCGCGUGGACCAAGGCGCGCGCGUGGACCAAGGCGCGCGCGUGGACCAAGGAGCGCGCGUGGACCAAGGCGCGCGCGUGGACCAAGGCGCGCGCGUGGACCAAGGCGCGCGCGUGGACCAAGGCGCGCGCGUGGACCAAGGCGCGCGCGUGGACCAAGGCGCGCGCGUGGACCAUUGCGCGCGCGUGGACCAAGGCGCGCGCGUGGACCAAGGCGCGCGCGUGGACCAAGGCGCGCGCGUGGACCAAGGCGCGCGCGUGGACCAAGGCGUGCGCGUGGACCAAGGCGCGCGCGUGGACCAAGGCGCGCGCGUGGACCAAGUCGCGCGCGUGGACCAAGGCGCGCGCGUGGACCAAGGCGCGCGCGUGGACCAAGGCGCGCGCGUGGACCAAGGCGCGCGCGUGGACCAAUGCGCGCGCGUGGACCAAGGCGCGCGCGUGGAUCAAGGCGCGCGCGUGGACCAAGGCGCGCGCGUGGACCAAGGAGCGCGCGUGGACCAAGUCGCGCGCGUGGACCAAGGCGCGCGCGUGGACCAAGGCGCGCGCGUGGACCAAGGCGCGCGCGUGGACCAAGGCGCGCGCGUGGACCAAUGCGCGCGCGUGGACCAAGGCGCCCGCGUGGACCAAGGCGCGCGCGUGGACCAAGGCGCGCGCGUGGACCAAGGAGCGCGCGUGGACCAAGUCGCGCGCGUGGACCAAGGCGCGCGCGUGGACCAAGGCGCGCGCGUGGACCAAGGCGCGCGCGUGGACCAAGGCGUGCGCGUGGACCAAGUCGCGCGCGUGGACCAAGGCGCGCGCGUGGACCAAGGCGCGCGCGUGGACCAAGGCGCGCGCGUGGACCAAGGUGCGCGCGUGGACCAAUGCGCGCGCGUGGACCAAGGCGCGCGCAUACAAAAGGGGCGGGGGAAGAGGACGUGCGGAUGUGGGCGGCUCUCUUGCCAUUCCUCCUCUCAAUCACAGCACGAUGGAAGCAGUCCAGGACUCAGCAGAAUAA
This is a messenger RNA of Closterium sp. Naga37s-1, 1407 nucleotides long. The record is from the annotation of a GenBank genome assembly. NCBI's taxonomy places the organism in Eukaryota, Viridiplantae, Streptophyta, Zygnematophyceae, Desmidiales, Closteriaceae.